CUACCACAACUUUGACAACACAGCGGGGUCCUUCGUUUAGCGCCAGUUUGGAUUUUCUCCCUCGCUCUGACUUCAGGUUUUACAACAUUAAUAUGUUGUUUUAUUAAAUAUAUAAGCUGUGACUUCUACAUAAAUACACGUAGUUUUAAUUAUCGAUAAGUCAACAAUAUAUUGACACGUUGAAAGUCGUUUUAAAGGCUGUUAAAGUAGCUUUUAGAGCCAUUAAAGGAGACAAAGUGGUAACACUAAAGCCAGAGAGGUCACCAGGUCAUCUGAAAUCAGCUCCACCAUUAACCUCUCUAAAAUGGACAGUGAGGAUGAUCUGGACAUGCUGACGGCGCUGCUGGCCGAGAGCGAGGGAGUCGGAGAAGAACAGGGUGGUCAGGAGCAGGCAGACGACUUGGACGGCCUUUUUGACAAUGAUGAGGAGGAAGAGUACAAAGAGGGCAUCGAAGAGGAAGGGCAAGAUGUGGAGACAGAGGAGGACGCGUUGUCUGAUCUGUUGGGAGAUGUGGACGACAUUGAAAAUGAAGAGAAAGACGCUAAAACGAAAGAAAGUGGUGGAGAAGCCUGUGAGAGCCUGAACAAGUCCAAGGAGGAUUUACAAGAUGAGCUGAAGCGUAUGCAGGAGCAGAUGCAGCGGUUGCAGCAGCAGCUGGAAGCAAGCCAGAAGGUUUCCACGUCAUCUUCCAAUCCAGUCACGCCUGCAGGGAGCUCGGCUGGUCCCAAACCAGUGACCCCCAAACGGACACCCAAACCGACACCCACUCGACAGCCGACCUCCAGACUGACCCAGGUCAAACCAGCCUCCGCCACACAGAAGACCAAGACACAAGCAGCAGCAACAUCUUCAUCCACUCCAGUCAGAGGAGGAGGAGGAGGAAGAGGAGGAGGAGGAGGAGGAGGAGGAGGAGGAGGAGGUCUGAAGCUCCAGGAUUCCUCUGACUUUUUCGAUGAGCUGAACAAUGCUGACUCCUUCAAACGCAAACCCAGAGUAGCUCACAAUCCCAAAGCCAGCACAUCGCCAGAAGACAGAGGGCCACUGGUGGAGAUAAAGAUCGGAGGCACCUUCCAGCCAGUCGAGAGCACCAGCAAGGUUUACAAACCUCUGCGUUCACCUGCGGCCUCUCAGAGCAGAGCUGCACCAGCUGCAUCAGCAUCACAGCCUAAACCUUCUUCUCUUCCUCCGCUUCCCAAAGAUGUGGGUGUUGAGAGAUACUCAGGACUGCGGCUCAGAAAACCGCGCGUUUCCUCCACCGAGAUGGACCGAAAGAUGGCCGACCGCCGUCUGAUCCGUCUGUCGCAGGUGCCGGAGUGCUUGGCUCGGGAGAAGCUGGAGGAGAGCGACUGGGUGACCUUCGCUGUGCUGGUCAAUAAGGUCACACCACAAAGCAACAGCAGUGGCAAAACCUUCAGCAUCUGGAAACUGAACGACCUCCACAACCUGGAAGUGUUUGUGUCUCUGCUCCUGUUCGGCGAAGUCCACAAAGAGCACUGGAAGACGGAGCCGGGCACCGUCAUCGGAAUCCUCAACCCAAACCCCAUGAAGCAGAAGGACGGAUAUGACGGGGUGAGCCUGACGGUGGAUCACCCACAGAAGGUGCUGCUGCUGGGUGAAGCUCAGGACUACGGCACCUGCCAGGCCAUGAAGAAGAACGGAGACCCCUGCUCUCAGAUCGUCAACAUGUUCGAGUGCCAGUUCUGCAUGUAUCACGUCAAGGCCCAGUAUAAGCAGAUGAGCUCCAAGAGGGCCGAGCUGCAGUCGGCGUUCUCUGGAAAAGGUCCCAACAAGCUGAAGGGGAAGGGGAAGGGCGGCGGACUAAGAGACCGGCUGUGUCAGGACGGCUUCUACUACGGCGGCGUGUCCUCAGCCGCCUGCGCCUCGUCACUAACGGCGUCCAAACUGAACAAACCCGUCCAGGGGACUCUGGACAAGCUGUUUGUGAAAGGCUCGGCUCAGCACAUCAAUCAGGCCAAGAGGCUGGCCAUACAAUCCGGUGAAGUUUCAGGUUGUUCAAAUGACUUUAAGAGCCUGCUGUCAGCACCAACACCCGGAGCUCUGCAGCUGAAGAAGCACUUGGCACAGGGCAGCAAAUCAGUCUCCAAAGAUGCAGCUGGAGCUCCAGUUCAGUCCAUCUCAGCUUCGGACCUGCUGAAGCAGCAGAAACAGAUGCAGCGGGAGUUUCUGCAGAACCGUCGGCGGAGGGCUGACGAGAUCCAGAAGAAGGUGCUGCAGAGCCCAGCCGGGCCCAGACCUGGGCCAUCGUCGUCCUCACUAGGCCGGGACGGUCUGACGUCACCGAAAGCAGCCUCCGAGGUCCCCAAGGCCAUCCGCAGCCCCGCAACCCCCCACGCCCCCACCCUGGGCCGAGGCUUCUCCGAGGGCGAGGACAUCCUCUUCUUUGAGAACGGCCCGCCGCCGGCGCUUGCCCCCAGCGCUCUCAGCCUAUCAGCCGCCAAGCUGGCUGCUCUGAAGAGGUUGAGAGUAAAAGGGGCGGGGCUGAAAAAGGAAGACCCCAACGCUGUGAAGAGGAAGAGGAGUAACGACAGUGAGAUCAGCGCCCGAGUGGAGAAGAAUCUGACCUCACCGAAUGGUGGAUCAUCCAGUAAUGAGGAUGAGGAACCGGCCGUGAAGAGGAAGCGAGAUCAGCUCGCCUACGUCCAGUCAGAGGAGUUUCAGAAGAUCCUCAACGCCAAAUCUCGCCACGAGGCUGCGCUGCAGGCGGCGGAGUACCAACUGCAAGAGAGCUACUUUGAUCCUCUGGUGAAGAAGGAGCAGAUGGAGGAGAAGAUGAAGGGCAUCAGAGAGAUGAAGUGUCGAGCAGUUAGCUGUAAAAAGUGUAAUUACACCUACUUCAAGCCGGCGGAUCGCUGUGUGGAAGAGAGUCAUAAUCUGCAUUGGCACGACGCCAUGAAACGUUUCUUCAAAUGUCCCUGCGGUCAGAGAGCCAUCGCUCUAGACAGACUGCCCAACAAACACUGCAGUAACUGUGGUCUGUUUAAAUGGGAGCGUGAUGGGAUGCUGAAGGAGAAAAAGGGACCGAAGAUCGCCGGAGAGCUCCUCCAGCCUCGAGGAGAGGAGCACGGCAGGUUCCUCAACAGCAUGCAGUGACCAGAAGCACCGGGAGUUUGUUAUUUAAGUGUUUUAGUAGCAUUUUUACAGUUGUAUGAAUUAUGUUUUUAAAGUUGUUGUUUAUUGAUUAUGGAGAUUUGAAUGUGUGUGAUUAUAUUGGAUACGCUGGAAAGCAUAAUUGCAAGCUGAUUAAAGCGAUAAGCAAUAUUUUAUGACCAAUGUCUG
Molecule: messenger RNA, 3298 nt
Organism: Sebastes umbrosus (honeycomb rockfish)
Lineage: Eukaryota; Metazoa; Chordata; Actinopteri; Perciformes; Sebastidae
Gene: mcm10
Product: minichromosome maintenance 10 replication initiation factor
Exons: 17
Coding region: 305-3112 (935 amino acids)
Biological process (GO): DNA replication; DNA replication initiation
Cellular component (GO): nucleus; replication fork protection complex
Molecular function (GO): single-stranded DNA binding; DNA replication origin binding
Source: RefSeq, a predicted model, not a curated record